AUGUCUCGACCGCCCUUCCCCGCCCAAGCCGUGCUCGACUAUCUCGGCCUACCUCGAGACUACACGCCCUCGCCAGAACAGGAGCCGGUCGAGUUCCUUUCCAAGCACCUCCAUGCGCUCCCUCCGCACCUGCUCGCACCCUUCUCGGCGAUCACGACCCCCAAACAGCGCACGGCGCUCGCGACGAUCCGCAACCGGCGCCUGCGGCACGUCCAGUCCGGGCCUCCCGAGCUGGCGUUCGACGCGUGCAGGCGGACGUGGCCGACGCUGUGGCACGGGCGCGAUCGGCGGUUCGGGCAGGUCGAAGGCGCGGACGAGGAGGCGUGGGCGCGGCGCGAGUUCAUGGGCGGCGCGAAGACGCACUUGGGUAAGCUCGGCACGCUCCUGGGGGGCUACGAAGAGGAACGGGAGUCGGAGAGGGUGCGGAUGCUCCGGAGAGUGCAGGCGGAGUCUACGCCGGAGGAAGAAGAAGACAGCGAAGACGAGGAAGACGAGGAGGUCGCGCCAGCGCCCCCACCCGAAGAAGAAGAAGAGGAGAGCUCCGAAGAGGAGAAGACGAAUUUUGUGCGGAUCGUGCAAGAGCGGUUCAUUUACGGGUUGCUCGACUCGGUGGACUAUGAUGCCGUCGACUGGAACGACGCGUUGGAUGCUGGCGAGGGGGAUCGAGAAGCCGAGGAACGGUGGUUCGAGGACGAGUCGGACACAGAUACAGCCCAUGUCGAGCGCUCGGACGAAUAUGAUUAUUGA
This is a messenger RNA of Punctularia strigosozonata HHB-11173 SS5, 747 nucleotides long. RefSeq lists its product as uncharacterized. The transcript has a single exon. The record is from RefSeq and is a predicted model, not a curated record. Bases 1 to 747 code for a protein of 248 amino acids. Lineage: Eukaryota; Fungi; Basidiomycota; Agaricomycetes; Corticiales; Punctulariaceae.